ACCCCCCCUUCCCACCCUUUUCCCCCCGUUUUCAGGGAUGUCCGUCCCGGAGGAGACGCUGCUCGUUGUCGAGCACCGCUACGUGUGCUCCGAGUGCUCCCACCUGUCCCCGUCCCUGGAGGAGGCCCUGCUGCACCACCAGCACCACCUGGGCACCCCCUCCCAGCCCCCCCAGCCCCCCCAGCCCCCCCAGAACCCCCGCUCCCAGCUGGAAUUCCUGGCGGAGCCGGAGCCCAGCCAGUACCAGUGCCUGGAGUGCGGGACGCUGCUGGUGACGCCGGGGCAGCUCCUCGAGCACCAGGAGCUGCACCUCAAGCUGCUGGGGGCCACCAGCGAGCCCCCGACCCCCCCGGCCCCCCUCACGGCCACCAAAGUGGCCACGGUGGCCACGGGCUCGGCCGGGAUCCACUUCGAGUGCCCCGAGUGCCGCGCUCUCUUCCAGAGCCAGGACUCGUGGCUGGCGCAUCGCCAGGGCCACCGCGGCCUCACCGGCAUCCCCAGUGUCCCCAGUGUCCCCUCGGGGCCGGGCCAGGCCCGGGUGGACGUGGAGCACUCGUAUCGUAAACCCGAGGACGGCGAAGCCGAGCCCGGCGGUGCCGGCGCCGGGGGGGAUCCGGUGUCGGUGCCACCGGGGGCAACCGAGUCGCUGCAGCUGCUGCUCUACGAGUGCGGGGAGUGCCUGCAGCUCUUCCAGAGCCCCAAGGACUUCCUGGAGCACCAGGUCACCCACCUGGCCGUGCCGCCAGCGCCCUCGGACGCUCCCGCGGCGGCGGAACCGGCAGCACCGGUGCCGCCGUCACCGGAUCCGCCGGAGCUUCGGUGCCCCGAGUGCCGCCAGCUCCUUCCCUCUGCCCGCGCCCUGGGUUCCCACCUCCGUUGCCACCGCCUGGGCGCCUUCGGCUGCCCCCUCUGCAGCCGGGUGCUGCCGUCGCCGUCGGCGCUGCGGGAGCACCAGCGCCAGCGCCACGCCCGCGACGGCCGCUUCCUGUGCCUGGAGUGCGGCGCCGCGCUGGACACCGAGGCGGCUCUGGCCGCCCACGGCCGCGGGGCCCACGGCGGGACGGGGGGGUCCCUUCACCGCUGCGCCUGCGGAAAGGCCUUCGCCAGCAUGACCAAGUUCCUCUACCACCGCCGCUCCCACGGCGGCGGCAACGCCGGCGUUGGAGGCGUUGGGAUCAUCUCGGCGAGCCCCGAGGCGGCCGAGGCGGCCGCGGAGGCGGCGGCCGAGCCGCUGGCGUGUGGCCUGUGCCCCAAGUCGUUCCCCGGCGCGGCGGCGCUGGCGCGGCACCGGCGCUUCGUGCACCGCGCCGAGCGCCGGCACCGCUGCCCCGACUGCGGCAAGAGCUUCAAGAAAUCCUCCCACCUGCGCACCCACGUGAGGUCCCACACCGGGGAGAGGCCCUUCCCCUGCCGCGAGUGCGGCCGCGGCUUCCACAGCCGGGCCAACCUGCUGCGGCACCGCCUGGUGCACUCGGGGGAGAGGCCCUUCGAGUGCGAGCUGUGCCACAAGCGCUUCGCCCAGAGCUCCACGCUGCGCCAGCACCUCGGGACGCACCUCAGGAGGCUCCCCCACCGCUGCCCCGAGUGCGGCCUGCGCUUCCCGCGCCCGCACCGGCUCCUCCUGCACCGGGCCCUGCACACCGGGGAGUACCCGUACAAGUGCCCCCAGUGCGGGAGAUCCUUCCUGCUGCGCAGGUUGUUGGAUGUUCACCUCCUGGCCCACGCUGGCGGGCAGCCCUUGGUGUGCCAGGGGUGUGGAGGGGCCUUUGCGUCGCCCACCAGGCUGCGGGAGCACCGGUGUGGUGGUGGAGGAGGAGGAGGAGGAGGAGGAGGAGGGAAGAGGUUCGAGUGCGGCGUGUGUGGGAGGAAGGCGGGCACGGCGGCGCGGCUGCGGGCGCACGAACGAUCCCACCUCCCCCCGGGCACCCAGGACGCGCCAGAACUCCAGGAGGGCUCCGUGGAGGUGACAGAAGUGGUGGAAUCCACCCCGGGCCCGGCCCGACCUCGCCCCAAAGGCACCAAGAGCCUGGAGUGCGGCGAGUGCCGGAAGCUGUUCAGCACCGAGACGUCGCUGUCGGUUCACCGGCGCAUCCACACCGGGGAGAGGCCCUACCCCUGCCCCGACUGCGGCAAGGCCUUCCGCCAGUCCACCCACCUCAAGGACCACCGGCGCCUCCACACCGGGGAGAGGCCCUUCCGCUGCCCCGACUGCGGCAAGGCCUUCGCCAUCGCCGUGCGCCUGGCCGAGCACCGCCGCAUCCACACCGGGGAGAGGCCCUACGGCUGCCAGCACUGCGGAAAGAGCUACCGCAGCUUCUCCAACCUCUGGAAGCACAGGAAGAUGCAUCGGGACAGGGGGGAAGGGGCUGGGGGUGGAGGAGGG
Messenger RNA from Neopelma chrysocephalum (saffron-crested tyrant-manakin), 2383 nucleotides. RefSeq names its product zinc finger protein 574 (gene ZNF574). NCBI's taxonomy places the organism in Eukaryota, Metazoa, Chordata, Aves, Passeriformes, Pipridae. The record is from RefSeq and is a predicted model, not a curated record. The transcript is spliced from 2 exons. The annotation marks the transcript as partial.